Messenger RNA from Lachancea dasiensis, 1683 nucleotides. The record is from the annotation of a GenBank genome assembly. NCBI's taxonomy places the organism in Eukaryota, Fungi, Ascomycota, Saccharomycetes, Saccharomycetales, Saccharomycetaceae.
AUGAGUGGAGAAACAGCCCUUAACGCGACAUAUAGCACCUUCGAGGAUCCGCAGAAUGAUCGUGUGACCGAGAAUGAAAUUGACAAGAAAGACCAGACACUUUACGAGCAGUCGUCUGUGAGCUCGGACUGGGAGAGCUUGGCGUCGAGCCAAAACCCGUUUUUGGACCCACAGGUAGAAAAGCACUACCGGGAAAUGUACGAGCACUGCGAAUACGAGUGCCGUGGUAGUUUUGACCCGGACCUGAAGUGGUCUCGGCGCGAGGAGGCCCGGUUACUGCGUAAAAUUGACUGGCGUGUAGCCAUACCUGCGUGCUUCAUGUUUGCAGCAUUGCAGAUUGACCGCGGAAAUGUCCAGCAAGCCGUAGCGGACAAUAUGUUAGAAGACUUGAACAUGAGUACCAACGACUACAAUACAGGUAUGCAGAUUUUCUACGCGGCAUUCACAGUCGCAGAAGUACCAUCGCAGCUGCUAUCCAAGAGGAUCGGACCCGACAUUUUCAUUCCCAUCCAAAUGGUAGCAUGGAGUAUUGUGUCUAUGGCUCAAUCGGCCAUCACCAACAAAGGCGGGUUUUUCGCCUCCCGUGCUUUCCUGGGUCUGUUGGAAGGAGGAUUUAUCGCGGAUUUGGUGCUGUGGCUGAGCUAUUUCUAUACAUCGCGGGAACUGACGAUCCGCCUGUCAUGGUUUUGGACUACCCUGUCGCUGGUGCAGAUUGUGACAGCGUUACUGGCAUUUGUGAUCCUGAGAAUGCGCGGGGUAGGCGGCCUUACGGGAUGGCAAUGGCUUUUGCUCAUCGAGGGUGCCAUUACGUUUCUCAUAGGGCUUUCGGCAUUUUACAUGAUGGUUCCUUCUGCAGUCCAGACCAGAAACUGGCUGCACCCCAAAGGCUGGUUUUCGGAGCGCGAGGAGAGGAUUGUGGUCAACCGCGUUCUGAGAGACGACCCCUCCAAGGGUGACAUGAACAAUCGCCAGGCUCUGACGCUGUCAAAGCUGUGGACUGCAAUCUCCGACUACGACCUGUGGCCAAUAUACGCCAUUGGCAUCUUGGCCUACAUCCCUGUGGGCACGCUAACUCCGUACCUGACUUUGAAUCUGAAGCAGCUCGGGUUUUCCACUUUCAACGUCCAGCUGCUGUCCAUUCCUUAUAACGUGCUGCACAUCAUCUUACUGUUGGCCAUCACUUGGUUCAGCGAGAGGAUACAAGAGAGAUCGCUGGUCGCCCUGAUGGCUCCCGUUUACUCCACCUUCUUGUUAGGCUUUAUCAGGUGGUGGUCUGGGUCCAUGAUCCAAGCAUGGCCCACUUAUGUGAUCACCACGCUGUUCUUGGGGCAGCCUUAUAUUCACGCCAUCUGUGUGUCUUGGGCCUCCAGGAACUCCAGCUCCAUUAAGACUCGCAGUGUUUCUUCUGCUAUAUACAAUAUGUUCGUGCAACUGGGCAGCAUAGCUGCCAACCAGAUCUACCGGGCCGACGACAAACCCUUGUACCAUCGCGGUAACGAACAGCUCUUCUGGAUUUCGCUGGCCUUAAUCCCUCUUCUUUUAUUCACAAAGGGCUACUACAUCUUCCGCAACAGACAAAAGGCGCGCGCAUGGGACGCCUUUACUGACGAGGAAAAGAGAAUCUACCUACUAAAACCAACACAAGAAGGUAACAAAAGAUUGGACUUCAGAUUUGCCCACUGA